AUGGAAUCGAAAUCUAUUUCUCAACUUCCUCAUAAAUCAUUUUCGUCAUCGUGGGGUCGUUAUGAAUUUAUAUGUAGUUACCAGUUAUCCUUAAUUGUCUUCUAUUUCUCCGUUUCGCAAAUAUGGAAACUUCCUUUUAUUGCCUAUCUUAAUGGUAGAGUGGCCUUCUUCGUACCCUACAUCUUGGUACUCAUUGUAGUAAUCUUACCUGGGAGCUACUUAGAAAUGCUGAUGGGGCAAAUAGCAAAGAAAGGGACUAUACAAUCUUGGAAUAAAUUAAUGCCAAUUUGGAAGGGACUUGGCUACGUUCAAGUGAUGAUGUUAAUUGUAUCAGCUAUUUUUAUGGCUCCGCUAACUGGUUAUGCGCUUUAUUAUUUCAUGGUUGCAUUAAUAACUAAACCUCGCUCUAAUCCACCAUGGAAUUCUUGCUCUAAUUCUUGGAAUACUCAAUACUGUCGAACUACUUAUCAAUUCUGUUCGCGAAAUAUUAUUGAAAAUUCAUCAUCUCUUCAUACCGCACUUCCUACUACUACCACAGCAUCAUACCAAAAUUGUAUUAAUCCAGGUCAAUUGGUUCGAAUGCCAGAAUUAGAGUAUUGGUAUUUUCAGGUACUGAAUAUUAACUCUUCAGGAAUCGGUGGUAUAGUUCCAUGGCAAGUUGUAUGCUUAUGUACAGCGUGGGGACUUGUUGCCAUCACUAUAUUCUUAGGAUUGUCCUCAUUUAGAAGGGUGGCCUAUGUAAUUUUUUCUCUAAGCGUUGCAGCCAUCGCUAUACUAUUAGUCGUUGCUCUAUCUCUGCCAGCAAGUCCUAAUGCAAAAUUUCAGUUUUUUAAUGAGAGUUCGAUUCUACCUUUAUCAAGACCAGCUACUUGGGCUGCAGCUCUUGCUGAAGCUAUUUUCUCAUUCUCAAUUGCAUCUGGAUGUCUAGCUCACCUUGGAAGUCGAAAUAAAGCCAAUACAAAUCAUCUUUGGCAUUCCUUAAUCUCGAUUAUUGCCAUUGCUAUGUUUGCCUUGGCAUCCUGCCAAAUGGUGAUUACAUUUGUAUCCUACAUUGCCUCUCAAUUAAACGUUCCUAUUACUCAAGUUAUAACCUUAGGCGUUAACCUUGCAUACGUUGCAUUUCCUACACUGUCACGACUUACUGUAACUGGAAGGGUAACGUUAAUCGUCUUUUACGCGUUGAUUAUUCUAGUAUGCAUCUCUAAAAUGGCAAUCUUUACUGAGGUUGCUUUUGACGCGAUAUUUGAAGAAAUUCCUGAUGGAUAUUUAAAGCGUUAUAAAGUUUUGUGGCGAAUUGGCUUUAUUGCCGUAUUAAAUUGCAUCGGAUUGAUCUAUACUACCCGGGGUGGACUCAGAUUUAUAGAAGCUACAGACGAAGCUGUAGCCCUUGUACAAACUCUACUUAUCAUUUUUCAGUAUGCAGGAUUGGCUUUUUUGUUUAGCUGGGUCUUCUUUGGAAUAAGUUUGGCUAUAUUUAUUGGAUUUAUCAUUUAUCAGGUGUUUUAUAAAUAUCGCCAAAAUAAGAUUGGUGCUAUCACGCCGCAUGGAAAUUUAAAUAUGGACGUUGGAUUUAUCCAUUAUAUGUCGAUGAAUGUUGAUUCAGUAUUAGAUAGUGCCGAAACCUAUCAUUUAAAACUAGUUUAUAGCGAUACUGCAUCUAAAAUAUAA
Molecule: messenger RNA, 1668 nt
Organism: Trichoplax adhaerens
Lineage: Eukaryota; Metazoa; Placozoa; Uniplacotomia; Trichoplacea; Trichoplacidae
Exons: 11
Coding region: 1-1668 (555 amino acids)
Biological process (GO): sodium ion transmembrane transport
Cellular component (GO): membrane
Source: RefSeq, a predicted model, not a curated record